This is a messenger RNA of Hevea brasiliensis (rubber tree), 917 nucleotides long. RefSeq lists its product as uncharacterized. Gene Ontology annotation, molecular function: structural constituent of ribosome; 5S rRNA binding. The transcript is spliced from 2 exons. The coding region runs from base 75 to 458 and encodes 127 amino acids. Gene Ontology annotation, cellular component: ribosome. The record is from RefSeq and is a predicted model, not a curated record. NCBI's taxonomy places the organism in Eukaryota, Viridiplantae, Streptophyta, Magnoliopsida, Malpighiales, Euphorbiaceae. Gene Ontology annotation, biological process: translation.
AAAAAAGUCAUUCUCCGGACUGACGUCUCUCUUUUUUUAUCGUCUAACGGACGUCUCUCUCUGUGCGAGGAAAAAUGUCUGCGAAUCAUCAACACCUGCUACGCCUAGUCCUCUCGUGCCGGAAAAUCACGGCGCAGGUCACAAAGCCCUCAACCUCCACCAUCAUAGCCAUAGCCUCCUCCACGGAGCAAGAGUUCCUCGCCCAGUAUCGCACCAGACUCAACCGCUUCCCGCUAUCCCACCACAACUGGGAUGCCAAAAUGGCAUCGCGUGUCGGCGAGAAGCUAGGGUUCCGCCUCAAGGAGAUUGGCGUCACCAGCAUCAAUAUCGACCUCGACGAAGAGCUUUCUCGCCCUAUUCAUUACAGGAAGAGGGUCUUGCCCCUGUUCGAUUCGGUGAAACGCGUUGGCGUGGCCGUCGAUGGGGCAGAGAAAUUAGGAGAGGUUAGCCCCCGUUAGAUUACGCUUGGAAGGUGAUCACUGAAUAGGGAAAGUGGCUCUGCUAAAUAUGCAGCCUCUGUUUUGAUACUCCUAGUCCCUCAUCCUGUCAAUGCAAGAAGAAUCAUCGAUCAUUGCGCUCCUUGUGGCAACAUCACCACCCUUUUCAAUUAGAAAACAAUCGCAGCAACUGUGGCCACCAAAAUGUGCAUUUGCUUGCUAAACUCAUGCUUGUACUAUGCCAAAUAUUAUGUUUAGAUGACCAGUUACAACUUCACAACUAGUUAUGAAUGCAUUUAGCAUUCUUUAGCUAUCCAUAUAUGCCAUAUAGAAAUGGUAAAGGGGUCAGGUCGAACGUUUGGAAUUGGUACAUUGGGGUUUGAGUUAUUUUAGACUUUGUCUUUUCUUUUUAUUUUUUAUGAAUUUAGGUUGGAUCAUAAUUUAGUGAUUUGAAUUAUUUAUUGGAUAGUUAUGUUUGAA